AUGUCCAUCGUCUCCAUCUCCGGUCAAGACCCUCGCGACAAGGUGUUCGCCUUGCCAGAGAUCUGCGAGCGCAUCUCCCGCUCCCUAGACCGUAAGGCCAUCACCUCGUGCUCGCGCGUCAGUCGGGCAUGGAAUGCAUCCUGGCUACCGAUCCUUUGGCACACCAUCGACGCAGGGAAACAGUGGCACCAACCCGCCUUUCUGGACGCUCUCGGCAGACAUGGUGAUCUGAUCCGGAUCCUCAAAUGCUCACGAUACGACGACAUCAGCCUGCUCUUCAGUGUCGAUGCCGCUAUCUGCAGGAAUCUCAUUACCCUGGUCCUCCCAAAGACCACCCUGGCAAACGAAGCUGAUCAUGUACGUCUCCUUCAGCAGAACCCUCACCUUCACAACCUCUCGCUCUCCAUCCACGAUGACCCGUCUUCCAGCUACGCCCGUCUUAUUGAAGCGGUCUGCGAAUUACGCUUCUUGAGAAGGCUAGCCUUUGACGAGAACAAAACGCUUCAAGUCAGCACACUUGAGACCAUCCUGAGCAAACGCAAUGGAUCGCUACAAGAGCUCUCGCUAAAAGGAACGUAUUUUAUCAAGCACCCCUUUGGAUCCGCAGAGGAAUUCGCGUCAGGACUCUUGGCGGCAUCUGAUCUAGCUGGACAAACUUCAGCAGAAGCACUAUCCAAGGACAUUAAGAUCGAGUCCAAAGAGUCGUUCGGGAUCCGGUCCUUGUGCAUGGACAGCGUCACAUGUAUGCAGGACUUGGUGCUUAACCUCGGCAGCCGAUUCCCGUUACUCAAUCGACUCUCACUCCGAGAAUCAGCCGAGGUGUACUUUAGCAAGGACUUUCCUGCACGACUAGCUAAGCGCUGCCCCAAAAUUAAGCAUUUGGACAUAUCGUGUUCGGAGGACAUGGACGAUGCCACAAUCGCCAGUUUGAUCGCAUCCUUCCCCAGCUUGCAAACAUUCCACGCAGCAGAGACACGGUUUGGGAACAAAAGUCUUAUGGCAUUGGUGGAAUACUGUGGAGGCCUUACUGUUCUUGACAUCAACACGACGUACGGGAUCCAGGGUGAAAUCGUUCAACAACUGCUCGAGAGAUGCUGGGGACUCAGGAAACUGGAAGGCUGGGAUGUCUCGGUAAAUGUGGGCAAAAUGAUGGCGGAGGCGUAUAAAAGUGGACGGGCAGCAAGCGCAGGACCUGUCGUUGCCCACACAGACAGCUCUAUCCUUCGAACAAAGCAUUCCAAUCAUCAGGGUCUUCGGGGACAGUGGGCAUGCCUUGAGCUAGAGUCUUUGGUCCUGCGCUUUGAUUACGACUCCAGCGAAAUGACCGAAGACGAGAAGCGACUGUAUCCGCCUUCAUUAGCGCGACGAUUCGUCUACGAACAAUUGUCAAAGUUGAAAAAACUAAAGUACCUGGCCAUCGGCGCGACUCUACUGAACAAUGGAGAGCAUGGGAGCGAUUUCGAAGGUGAAGGGGAUAAGGACGAGACAAGCGAUAGCAUCUGGAUCGACUUUUCGCUGCGAUCUGGGCUUGCGCUGUUGGUGCCACUCACGGACCUCCACACGUUGUGUCUGAGUGCAAUCGACCAUGCCGUCGAAGUGCCUGAGAUCGUGUGGAUGAGCAAGAAUUGGCCGAACCUGAGGACUAUCGAAGGACUCUACGAAGACGAUGACGAACAAGUCGUUCAAUGGCUACGGGAAAGUCGUCCUGAUAUUGAGAUUGACGAGGAAUAG
This is a messenger RNA of Gamsiella multidivaricata, 1731 nucleotides long. RefSeq lists its product as uncharacterized. Lineage: Eukaryota; Fungi; Mortierellomycota; Mortierellomycetes; Mortierellales; Mortierellaceae. Gene Ontology annotation, molecular function: protein binding. The record is from RefSeq and is a predicted model, not a curated record. The transcript has a single exon. Gene Ontology annotation, cellular component: SCF ubiquitin ligase complex. Bases 1 to 1731 code for a protein of 576 amino acids. Gene Ontology annotation, biological process: SCF-dependent proteasomal ubiquitin-dependent protein catabolic process.